AAACCAGUCUUACAAAGUUAAAUUGCAAGUCUUGAAGUCAACUUAUAUCAUGGGACUCACAUGGUCUGCCGUAACCCUACUGUUAUGCUUGACGUUUUGCAGUGGAAGUCAGUCAUGGCCAGAGCUCAAUCCUGACCUUCAGCAGUACCAGGACUUAACAAAGUGCUUCCCUCUUCCGGAGAGUUGGCACACAAUCUACAGGAAUUAUGAGUCUGACCCAGUCUUCGGUGGAACAAGCAAGUGCGUCAAGUACUCGGAAGACGGACCACCCGUAAAUGGUGCCUAUCCUCUUCGUUUCGAUUUCGGAAGCCAGUCUGCUACGGCAAGCGCGACCCUUGAGUCGGCUCCUGGAUAUACGGGCAAAAACUUACUGAGCCUUACUCCUGCAGGUGGAAGUUCAACACUGAAGGUAUACGCCGCAUAUGUGGAGUGCGAGCAGUGCGCCGUUCUUAGGAACACCUACGUCAGCGAUACGGCGUGUGCUCUACUUGUGCCUGAGUCUGAGUUGAACAAGAACACCACCUGCUGUGAUUUUAUUUUUGACCUGCUUUGUGGUACAACGCAGAAGUACUACAUCUACGAUGCAAGUUGCUAG
Messenger RNA from Ixodes scapularis (black-legged tick), 595 nucleotides. RefSeq lists its product as uncharacterized. Gene Ontology annotation, molecular function: amine binding. NCBI's taxonomy places the organism in Eukaryota, Metazoa, Arthropoda, Arachnida, Ixodida, Ixodidae. Gene Ontology annotation, biological process: symbiont-mediated perturbation of host defenses. The transcript is spliced from 5 exons. The record is from RefSeq and is a predicted model, not a curated record. The coding region runs from base 50 to 595 and encodes 181 amino acids.